This is a messenger RNA of Maylandia zebra (zebra mbuna), 1106 nucleotides long. RefSeq names its product alkB homolog 2, alpha-ketoglutarate dependent dioxygenase (gene alkbh2). The record is from RefSeq and is a predicted model, not a curated record. Gene Ontology annotation, biological process: DNA alkylation repair. Gene Ontology annotation, molecular function: ferrous iron binding; broad specificity oxidative DNA demethylase activity; cytosine C-5 DNA demethylase activity. NCBI's taxonomy places the organism in Eukaryota, Metazoa, Chordata, Actinopteri, Cichliformes, Cichlidae.
CGGUGGCUUUGAACGCAGCUUGGAGUACGCGAACGCGUCGCGGGAAACUACAAAUCUCCCAGUGUCUGAAACGCUCAUGACUCCACUGUAUUAAAAAUCCACCAAUGGAAAAGUUUGUGAUUCAGGAUCGGAACAAACGUCGCUGCACCAGUGACACUCCAGCAGGAAGUCCGAGAAAAAAGAUUAAACAGGAAAGAGACGAGAAAAUAAAGGAGGAAGACUCUGAAGAUGAUGAGGAUGCAGCCUUUGCAGAGUUCUCCAAUGCUGUUCCCUGGCAAAAAAUAGAAGCAGAGGGACUAGACUGUGAUUAUGCACUGCUUUUCUCUAAAGAGGAGGCAGACUGCCUUUUUACACAGCUGGAGGAGGAGGUGGUGUAUGCAACAGGUGAAGAGUCAAAGGUCCAGGUGUAUGGAAAGGUGUACAACAUACCGAGAAAGCAGGCCACGUAUGGAGACGCAGGCCUAACGUACACUUAUUCUGGGGUGAGGCGUAUAGCCUGCCCAUGGACUACAACUUUGGAAUACAUUCGAGACACUGUCACUAAAACGACAGGACAGACAUUCAACUUUGUCUUGGUCAACAGGUACAAAGAUGGGCAAGAUCACAUGGGCGAGCACCGUGACGACGAGAAGGAGCUGGACCCCGGCUGUCCCAUCGCGUCGGUCUCUCUGGGAGCAGCGCGGGACUUCUUCUUCAAACACAGAGACUCGCGAGGAAAGCAGAGCCGCCGACAAAUUGAACCUGUGAAGCUGGAGCUCGCUCACGGAAGCCUGCUCCUCAUGAACCCGCCGACCAACACCUUCUGGUACCACAGCCUCCCUGUCCGCAAGAAGAUCCUCCUGCCUCGCAUUAACCUCACAUUCAGGCGCAUUCUGCUGGACAGCAAGCGUGAGACCAAGGCAAAGCCGGGUGUAAGUUAGGGACAUGGCCAUGUGCACAGCCACUAACAGCACAGCUCCAAUUUAAGCAACUUGACACUCUGGAGGAAGACUGUCUUAAUUUUUUUCAGUGAAUCAGCAUUUAACUUUGCUCAACUCAUAUUCAUGUUUCUGUUCGAAAAGAAGGCAAAGACUUCAGAUCAAUAAAUGUAAACAGUUGACUUGUGA